ACAGAAAUUGCUUUGCUGCUGACCAUUUUCACUAACCGAUUGCCUAGCUGCUAGAUCAUCCCUCCUCCUGUCAUUAGUUGCCAGUAGCUCUAGCGCCUGACUCUGCGUGAUCUGCGGGACAUCUGUUACGUUCAGCGUCGUCAGAUACCAUGCAGACUGCCACGUCACCGUCGCUUCUUCUCCCACACGCGGCGUCGUCCGUCGCCUCGCCGUGGUCCGCGACCAGGCCAAUUGGCGCGCCUGCUGCCCAGCAAUGGCCAGUUCUGAAGUGCAACGUGGGCGGACGUGAUCGAUCCGUGCGCGCGCAAGCGGAAAAAGCCGCGCGUGGGCCGAUAGGGGAGUAUGGGGAGCGCGUGAUGGUGGGGGAUGCGGGGGAGGAGGAGGCGGCGGGCGACGAGGAGAUGGCGAUCAAGCUGGAGUGCGACGAGAGCGGCUGUGUGCUCGUCGUCGGACGGAACGUGCCGACUCUCGACGACGACUCGCAGGGCUACCUGCAAUGUAACCUCACAGGCUGUUUCUACGACAGCGCGGUGCCGGUGGCGGAGUUCCGCGUGCUGGAGGGGUCGGGGUGGCGCCUGGGCUACGAGACCGCGCCCGCCAACGAGGAGGCCUUCUGCGCCAUGGUGGGCGCGGGCGGGUGGAGCGUGGCGCUGACGGCGUCGGAGUUCAACGACUUCUGCAAGCUGGUGCAGAUGCUGCGGAAGGGGCUCAUCACGAUGGACCAGGACGGCGUGCUCAACCGAGACGACAUCGUCAUGCAGGUGGAGCGGGGCAAUCUAUGGAUGGAGUGUGUGGUGGCGCGCCAAACACUGCCCACGCUGCAGCGGUUUCUCAAGAUGGGAGGGAGGCCCAGUGGAGCAGCCUUCGCCAUCCGCUUCAUUCUCUCAGGGACCGACUCCAAACGCCAGGCGGAGGGGUUCUGGCCAGCGGAGGCGGUGAUGGACAUGCUGGCGAAGAUGGACGAGCUCUCAGCGCCCUCACAGCCCACCACUGGUAGCUCCUCAAGCAAGCGCGCAGAGCCAGUCACAGCCUGAGCGGCUCAUUUGUCGACAAUUCAUUAUUCCGGCAGUUCUGAAAGCAACUUGUGUUUCUUUCAGCGAUCAGAAUCUCCAUGUGCAGAGUCAGAUCAGUGCUUGCAACAGUGGGUGCUAGAAGGUUAAUUGCAUUGGUUAGAGUGCUGUUGGCUCCUCCAAGCUCCCAUGCAAAUGGGCACAUGCCAACAGGGCUCUCAUGAUAGGAUAUUUGAGACCCCAGCUUUGAGUCCUUUAUAGGCCUCUUUUUCGAUUGUUGUCAUCUUGAAAGAUGUCAAGGCAGAAUAAUUGAAACAGGGGUAU
This is a messenger RNA of Closterium sp. NIES-67, 1334 nucleotides long. NCBI's taxonomy places the organism in Eukaryota, Viridiplantae, Streptophyta, Zygnematophyceae, Desmidiales, Closteriaceae. The record is from the annotation of a GenBank genome assembly.